AUGGUUCAUCAACACGGCGAUCAUCAUGACAUCCCCGCGAAGCACCGCAUUCACAAACCUGGUGCAUGGCUUCCCGCCGACCAUCGUGUACACAGAGAGUUCAUGCGUCGCGUAACCAAGCAUGCCGACGAGAAUCCCAAGAAGCUGAUCCCCGUUCUCCAAGAGUUCAAGGAGUUCAUUGAGACCACGCCGCGCGUGUACAUGUACUUCAUCCAGAUGUUUGAAGAGAUUCCACAGAAGCACCCCUACGAGAAUGAUCCCACCGGUACGCCACAGCUGCGCGACUAUGAGCACAUGCUCCAGGUGCUGAACCACAUCUUCUCUACUGCGCCCGAGUGGACGGAUGCGGCGGAGAGUGUGGGUAUGGUUGGUGUGCCGCUCUGUGCUAUCUUUGACUAUCCCAUGGGAACACCGAGUGGUUAUGCGGCGUUCUUGGAUCCUGAUGUGAACCGUAUGCUUAAGAAGGUUCUCAAUACAUGGGGCAAGUUCCUACAGACACCCGAGUCGGCCAAGGUUCUAGGAGACCACACGCAGGGCUGGUUCGGCCCAGUUGGUCUUCACGAUCUCGUUGAGGUUGCCAACAAGCCCGACAAGACCGACUUGAAAUUCGAAGAUAUGUUCCAUUGCGAUGCUUCAGCUAAAUACUACGGCUACAAGUCAUGGGACGACUUUUUCACGCGCAGAGUCCGCGAUGAGGCUCGCCCCGUAGCUUCUCCCGACGAUGACCUCGUCAUUGCAAACUGCUGCGAGUCACGCGUGUACAACAUCGAGCACGAUGUCAAACUCCGCGACCGCUUCUUCGCAAAGGGCCAGCCAUACUCCAUCCUCGACAUGCUAGCCAACGACCCUCUCGCUGAGAAAUUCGCUGGCGGAACCAUCUACCAAGCUUUCCUAUCAGCGCUAUCAUACCAUCGCUGGCACACCCCCGUAUCUGGUAAGAUUGUUCGCGCCUUCGUCCAAGACGGCACGUACUUCAGCGAGCCGCUGUUUGAGGGUGUAGGCGAGCCUGGCUCAACUGAGAUCUCGGCAGCGGGAUUGUCGCAGAGCCAGGGAUAUUUGAGUGCGUUGGCGACACGAGCAAUUAUCAUCAUCGAAGCGGAUGAGCCUGCCAUCGGACUCUUGGCGUUUGUGGGAAUUGGUAUGGAUGAAGUGAGCACGUGUGAGAUUACUGUCAAGGAAGGUGACCAUGUUGUGAAGGGACAGGAAACUGGCAUGUUCCACUUUGGAGGAUCGACGCAUUGUGUUAUCUUCAGAAAGGGCGUUAAGGUCGAGGGGUUCCCUGAGGUUGGCAGGGAGGCGAAUGUGCCAGUGCGAAGUCAGCUGGCUGUUGUGAAGAAGUAA
This is a messenger RNA of Fusarium sp. VM40, 1341 nucleotides long. The record is from the annotation of a GenBank genome assembly. NCBI's taxonomy places the organism in Eukaryota, Fungi, Ascomycota, Sordariomycetes, Hypocreales, Nectriaceae.